Messenger RNA from Clonostachys solani, 309 nucleotides. The record is from the annotation of a GenBank genome assembly. Lineage: Eukaryota; Fungi; Ascomycota; Sordariomycetes; Hypocreales; Bionectriaceae.
AUGCACUUCAUCAAGACUUUCGUCUCUAUUUUCACUCUCCAAACGCUUGCAACAGCACAGCUGGCGGAUCAUAACCUUGUUGCCCGCAAUGAGUACCAAGUCGCGCGUGAGAAUUACCUUGCUGCCCGUGACGAGUAUCUUACGGCGCGCGACCUUUAUCUCCGCGGAAGUGCUCCCGGUAAAUGCGAUAGGGUGAAAAACGAACUAGUUUGCGUGCCUUCUGAACCUGUUAAGAAGCCCUGGUACAAGCCGAAGCGCAAAACGCUCUGUCCGUGGCGUAUGAAGCCCGGCGAUCUAUGUUCCAUUCCU